GGCCCGUUCAGCUUCCGUGGAGCCGUCGGCAGCCGCUGCCAGGCCUUUCCUUGAUCCCUGAAUCCCCUACUCGGUCGUCUAGAACAAUCCCGGGCUCACUUCCUCUAUCAACAACCCAACCCCACUUCCGGCUUUCGCGCCCUCUUAUCGCGAUAGCGCCCGGACUCGGGGCGCGAGGAAAGAGGAAAAAAAAAAAAAGGCGGCGGGCGGGCGCUCGCCUCUCUCUCCCCCCUCCUCGCCUGUCGCGAUACGCUCCGCAGCGGCGGCGCCAGCUCCUGCGCGUCCGUUUCUAAGAGAGUAUGAAGAGAGUGCGUCUGUAGGGCAGGGAAGAUGGCGGACAAGCGCAAACUCCAAGGUGAGAUUGAUCGCUGCCUCAAGAAGGUGUCCGAAGGUGUGGAGCAGUUUGAAGAUAUUUGGCAAAAGCUCCACAAUGCAGCCAACGCGAACCAGAAAGAAAAGUAUGAGGCUGACCUAAAGAAGGAGAUUAAGAAGCUACAACGGCUGAGGGACCAGAUCAAGACAUGGGUAGCAUCCAAUGAGAUCAAGGACAAAAGGCAGCUUAUCGAAAACCGCAAGCUCAUUGAAACGCAAAUGGAACGGUUCAAAGUUGUGGAACGAGAGACCAAAACCAAAGCCUAUAGCAAGGAGGGUCUCGGUCUGGCUCAGAAGGUGGACCCUGCCCAGAAGGAGAAGGAAGAGGUUGGCCAGUGGCUCACGAACACCAUUGACACCUUAAAUAUGCAGGUGGACCAGUUUGAGAGUGAGGUGGAGUCACUGUCAGUACAGACGCGCAAGAAGAAAGGCGAUAAGGAUAAGCAGGACCGGAUUGAGGGCUUGAAGCGGCACAUCGAGAAGCACCGCUACCAUGUACGUAUGCUGGAGACCAUCCUGCGCAUGCUGGACAAUGACUCCAUCCUGGUUGAUGCCAUCCGCAAGAUCAAGGAUGAUGUAGAGUACUACGUUGACUCAUCCCAGGACCCCGACUUUGAAGAGAAUGAGUUCCUCUAUGACGACCUGGACCUCGAGGACAUUCCACAGGCGCUGGUCGCCACCUCCCCCCCCAGCCACAGCCACAUGGAGGACGAGAUCUUCAACCAGUCUAGCAGUACACCCACCUCAACAACCUCCAGCUCUCCCAUCCCACCCAGCCCAGCUAACUGCACUACGGAAAACUCUGAAGAUGAUAAGAAGAGAGGCCGCUCUACAGAUAGUGAAGUCAGCCAGUCUCCAGCCAAAAAUGGCUCCAAGCCUGUCCACAGCAACCAGCACCCCCAGUCCCCAGCUGUGCCGCCCACCUACCCCUCUGGCCCCCCACCUGCCACUUCUGCCUUGAGCUCCACCCCUGGCAACAAUGGGGCCUCUACCCCAGCAGCACCUCCAAGUGCCCUGGGCCCUAAGGCCAGUCCAGCUCCCAGCCACAACUCGGGUACUCCUGCCCCCUAUGCCCAGGCUGUGGCCCCACCCAAUGCCAGCGGGCCCAGCAAUGCCCAGCCCCGGCCCCCCAGUGCCCAGCCAAGCGGGGGAAGUGGUGGUGGCAGCGGAGGGAGCAGCAGCAAUAGUAACAGUGGCACAGGCGGAGGGGCUGGCAAGCAGAACGGUGCCACCAGCUAUAGUUCGGUUGUGGCAGACAGCCCUGCAGAGGUGGCCCUGAGUAGCAGUGGGGGCAGCAGUGCCAGCAGCCAAGCCCUGGGGCCCACAUCGGGCCCUCAUAACCCAGCUCCCAGCACCUUAAAGGAAUCCAGUACAGCAGCCCCAUCCGGGGCUGGGAGUGUGGCUUCAGGCUCAGGGAACAACUCAGGGGGACCCAGCCUCUUGGUGCCACUGCCUGUAAAUCCCCCCAGUUCUCCAACGCCCAGCUUCAGUGAAGCCAAGGCAGCUGGCACUCUUCUUAAUGGUCCCCCACAGUUUAGCACCACCCCAGAAAUCAAGGCCCCUGAACCUCUGAGCUCUCUGAAAUCCAUGGCAGAACGGGCAGCUAUCAGCUCUGGUAUUGAGGACCCUGUGCCAACGUUACACCUAACUGAUAGAGACAUCAUCCUGAGCAGCACAUCAGCACCACCCACCUCAUCCCAGCCACCCCUGCAGCUAUCAGAGGUGAACAUACCAUUGUCACUGGGCGUCUGUCCAUUGGGGCCAGUGUCCCUCACCAAGGAGCAGCUAUACCAACAGGCCAUGGAAGAGGCCGCCUGGCACCACAUGCCCCACCCCUCUGACUCCGAGCGCAUUCGGCAGUACCUUCCCCGGAACCCUUGCCCGACACCCCCCUACCACCACCAGAUGCCACCCCCGCACUCGGACACUGUGGAGUUCUACCAGCGCCUGUCAACUGAGACGCUCUUCUUCAUCUUCUACUAUCUGGAGGGAACCAAGGCACAGUACUUGGCAGCCAAGGCCCUAAAGAAGCAGUCCUGGCGAUUCCACACCAAGUAUAUGAUGUGGUUUCAGAGGCAUGAGGAGCCCAAGACCAUCACAGAUGAGUUUGAGCAGGGCACCUACAUCUACUUUGACUACGAGAAGUGGGGCCAGCGGAAGAAGGAAGGCUUCACCUUUGAGUAUCGCUACCUGGAGGACCGGGACCUCCAGUGACACCGGCCCCCUUUACCCUCCCCCUCCCCCGCAUGCUGAUCCCCCUGCCCAGGUGAGGGCCCUGCCCUGGAAGACUGGGGGAGGCCCAAGGCCAUGGGACACCCUCCCGCCCCAGGAAGCAGAGAAGGGAUAGGGAAGUUUUCUCUUCCUCUCUGCCCUACCCUGGGGGCCUGGGGGCAAGGGCUGCCCCCUCCUCCCCUCCCCAGUGAGGGACAUUUUUUGGUAAACCUAUUUUCAUUUUGGAAAAUAUUUAUGAAUAAAUAGUUUUAUAUGACGGCUGGCA
Messenger RNA from Rattus norvegicus (Norway rat), 2869 nucleotides. It is a transcript of the gene Cnot3, whose product is annotated as CCR4-NOT transcription complex, subunit 3. The coding region runs from base 331 to 2586 and encodes 751 amino acids. The transcript is spliced from 18 exons. Gene Ontology annotation, cellular component: P-body; cytosol; CCR4-NOT core complex. Gene Ontology annotation, biological process: mRNA catabolic process; regulation of DNA-templated transcription; trophectodermal cell differentiation. Lineage: Eukaryota; Metazoa; Chordata; Mammalia; Rodentia; Muridae. The record is from RefSeq and is marked validated.